Molecule: messenger RNA, 1728 nt
Organism: Lutzomyia longipalpis
Lineage: Eukaryota; Metazoa; Arthropoda; Insecta; Diptera; Psychodidae
Product: probable cytochrome P450 12b2, mitochondrial
Exons: 7
Coding region: 65-1630 (521 amino acids)
Molecular function (GO): iron ion binding; oxidoreductase activity, acting on paired donors, with incorporation or reduction of molecular oxygen; heme binding
Source: RefSeq, a predicted model, not a curated record
UUUGUCAUUAUGAUUGUGAAAAUUUUUGGCGAUUCCAGUUUCAAUUGAAGCCUCACACAGUGCGAUGCUGCCCAAUUCGAGAAUCCUCUUGCGUGCCCAUAAAUUCUCCCAAUUUAGGGGGAUACAGAAAGUCCAUUCCUCUGCAACGGAAAAUCAACAUGCGGUUGCCUUUGAAGUGGAUACUGCGCGGCAAUUUAGUGAAAUUCCCGGACCGAGUCCAUUUAAAUUAAUUACAGGCUUCCUACCUGGUGGGAGUUACUACAAGAAGGACUUUGUGAGUUUUCUUAGUGGCUUCAAGGAUGAAUAUGGGAAUAUUUCAAAAAUUCCCGGAGUUUUGGGGAAACGGGAUAUUGUCUUAGUGUACGAUCCUGAGGAUUUUAAGACAGUCUUCCAGACUCAGGGUGCCUUUCCAAUAAGGAGGGGAUUCGAUACAAUGCUUCAAUAUCGACAGGAGACUCGUAAGGAUUUCUAUCAAGGAGUUUUGGGUAUAGCUGUUGACCAAGGACAAAGCUGGUGGGAUUUCCGGCAUAAGGUGAAUGCAGCAAUGAUGAAGCCACAAAUUACGAGAAAAUACGUCUCAGCCAUUGAUGAGGUGGUGCAGGAUUUUGUGAAAAGGCAGCACAGUCUCAGGGAUGCCAACAAUGAGGCACCAGAUGAUUUUUAUCAUGAACUCAACAUGUGGGCCCUGGAGUCCAUUGCCUACAUCACAAUGGACACAAGGCUGGGAAUUUUUGAUAAUACCUCCGAUGAGAAUAUGCAUUCAGUCAUGAAGGAUCUGAAGGUAUUCUUCGAACUGAGUUUUAGGCUCAACUUCUUGCCUUCUCUUUGGAAAUAUUUCCCAACAUCUGACUAUCGACGUCUUACAAAAAGCACUGAUAAUCUUCUAAAUACCAUUCAAGGUUACGUUAAUAUUGGAAUCAAGAAGGUCAAAGAAAAUUCCGAUGAUAUAGAAAAUGAAGGAGUCCUGAAGAAACUCCUGGAAAUCGAUCCAAAAGUGGCAACAAUUAUGGUGAUGGAUUCGUUAUUUGCUGGAGUUGAUACGACUUCCUCAGGAGUCUUCUCCGUCAUGUACCUCUUGGCUAAGAAUCCGGAAAAGCAGGAAAAACUGAGGAAGGAAUUGCUGAAGAUCCUUCCUGAGAAAAAUUCUCCGUUUACAGUUGAAAAUACCAGCAAUUUGCCCUAUUUGAGGGCUUGCAUUAAGGAGGCCUUCCGCUUAAUGCCAGUUACCUUUGGGAACUUCCGUACAACUGGCCAGGAUGUCGUCCUGAGUGGCUAUCACAUUCCAAAAGGCACUGACAUCAUGAUGGGCAAUCAGAUUGUCCACCAGCAGGAAAAGUAUUUCCAAAGAGCAUCGGAAUUUCAGCCUGAGCGAUGGAUUCGUCCGGAAAAUAGCAAGAUUACAUGUCCUGUGAAUGCUUCGUCGCAUCCUUUUGCAUAUCUUCCCUUUGGCUUUGGGACCAGGAUGUGCAUUGGAAGACGCUUUGCUGAAAUGGAAAUUGAGUCCAUUGUGUCGCGUUUUGUUCGACACUACAACAUUGAGUGGAAGCAUCCGGAUCCCAAAGUUGCCUGCCUGGCCAUUAACAUGCCGGUGACUCCGCUCAAGUUCCGCUUCACUGAAAUUGGAGCUUAAGGACUUUUGAGAGAUUUCUUUUCUUUUAAUUUCAAUGAUUUUUCUAUUCUAUUCAUGUAAAAUUAUUAAUUAAAUAAUUUUUUAUUAAAAUUGAUAAA